AUGUCGUUUAAUUCUCCUAGCCUCGGAAAUCCUCCUUUACCUUUUCGUCCUCAUCCGACCAAAAUUUCCUCUGACAACUCGUCGCGUGCCUCUAUCCGUCCGGUGCCGGCUUAUGAACUCGACCCUCUUCUCCGAACUCUUUCUCCUGAAGCCACCCUACAGGCUCUCUCCUCUACCGAUGCCGUGCCUAACAAUGAGAAAGCCGCUCAUGAUAUGCUCUCCCAAAGCAUUUCGCAAGUCUCCCCGGCAGACCGCGCGCUGGGGAUUCGCGCAGCGAUCGCGGCAAAGAAUCUAACCCUGUGGUAUAAGGAAGUCCAGUCGUGGGAAUGGCCGAAACGAGCCGAUGCUCAUCAGGGCAAAGCCUUUAUUCCUCCCUCCCCUUCGACUGUCGCAGAUUCAGGUGUUGAAUAUCUCGGAAGUCUCCCAUCUGCCGUCGUCGAACAGCAUGGAGCCCGCAUCGAGGAGAUUCGCGAUGCAAUGGAUAACCUGGGAGUGGAGGAGUUGAAGGAACAUGUUCUCAAUGCCCACAUUCCAUCGCGGUCUCGGCCUUCGUCAUCCGGUAGCACCAUGUCCAUCCCACCUCCCCUCAGUUAUGUACAGCUCAGCGACUUCACCGCCGUUAUCACCGCCACCAUCCUACGCGCCCUGCCCACCCUGUCGCGUCUCAACACCUUGCUUUCGACCUGGGAUGUCCGGUUGUUGGUCCUUCGUCAAAUUCCUGGUCUCCUUCUCAGCCUUGGCCUCACCAGGGAAGCAUUAGACGACGCGUUUCGCGCUCUCAAGUCGCGCGACCCCCCUAGCGAACAUGAUCCUCUCUAUUCCCGAUCGAAUUUCCAUGCAAAACAAGCGGAGCUGGGUGCGGCCGUGGCUGCAGCAGGUCGAAGAAUGGACAACGUUUUAGACGCCCUUGAAGGACGCGAAGAUUCGUUGCCAGAAAGCUGGAUUGAUGAUCUCGAGACUAUUGAGUCAGAAUUCAGCACGUGGGUUGUGGAAGCUGAGAAGCGCUCAGCCGAAAAUGAAUGGUCGCGCGCCAAUGCAGAACACCCCUGUCAACAAUCCGACGAUGCACCCCGUGUUUCAGAACCGGUCGUCAACACAUCCGAUUCGACGAGGCGCAACGCACGUUCCUUCCCCAUGGAAACAAUCACUGAAGAAGAAACCACCUCCGCGGCGCCGUCUGUCAACGAAGCCCUAGAUAAGCCGGAGUCUGUCCAGUCGCAAGCGGAUCCUACGCCUAUUCCAGAGAUUACAGAGCAACGUGCGACCCCGAUUGAGCGUGACGCGACGCCUGUUCCUGAACCUGUUCGCGAAGAACCUACUUCUCCAUUCCCCGAUUUACAAAAGGAAACAACUCCGUCGCCCGAAACUGCGCAACCGGAACGACCGCGAACUGCGAUUGAUUCACCACAGCUUUCUCCGAAAUCAUCCCCCGUCCGUGACGCACAAUUCCAUAAAUCUAUCCCUCCAUUCUCCCUCGAAGCCCCUCUACCUCGCGAACCGGAGCAGGUUUCAGACACACGAGCGAACGUCAGUGGUACAACACAAAAGUCUACACCAGACAAUCAGACUCUUACUGGAGAGCCUAUUUCGGACCAGGCCGAGCCUUCCAAUGAUUCGCCCAGCAAGACUGUUCCCGAGUCGCGUCCUGUCGCUAUCGAAGAUAAACCCGCGGCUCCGUCAAGUGCCGUGGCCGCUGAUGAUGCUCCAGUUCCCGCCUCCGCCCAGGAACAGCCCCCUACUGCCGUCAAACCCUCGCUGGAACCCUCACCGUGCUCGUUGCCCGAAAUGGCAAAGGAAGCCACACUUCAGCCAAACGCAUCCGAAGAAGACGGUCCUUCACCUCCUAAACAGCAUCUGGAAAGCCCGAUCAAACUUGGCCGGCAAGCAGGUGACAAGAACGGCAAGACUCGUCAGCGUGUCACAUCGGACGCUUCCAUGGGUUCUCUCUCCUCUUUUCCGUCUCUCAUGUCAAGCCCAGAUUUCCAGGAACCGCAUGCUGAGUCGUCGAACGCAACCCCUCUGUUUCUCGAUACUCCGCCGCACUUCCAGGACGUCUUCGGCCAGCCUGGCGUUGCACCUUCCAAUAAUGAUCAUACCUUGCGGGAAGACAGCCUACGUCGCUUCGAUCAGAAAGUUUCUCCACGACCGCAGCAUAACCGCGCAGUUAGUCUGCCGCUGCAGCGUUUCAUCAACGAACGAUUGGACAUGAACUACGAGAACGGAGCUGGCAUGGAGGACAGCCCUAGCAUGGGUAGAAGGCCAUCCCGAUCACUGAAUGCGCAGCCUUCUGCCCGCUUCGCUACCGCUCGUCUUAGCAAGGAGCUCAAUAACCAUGGAAGCCGUGAGAGUCUCGCAAGCCGUGGACGACCAGGGUCGAAACCCCAGUCAAGAGCGCACACCCCGGCAGAUCUUGCUCCUCGCAAGUCCAAUUCUGGAUCGUCUACUCCAUUGUCGAAGAAGAAGGACUAUCUCGACGAGAAGAUCAGCACCAUCUUGGAUACCCUUCCCGGUCGCAUUCAACUGCUGUCUGAAGCACAGGAUGAUGAUGACAUAUUUUCUGUGACUUCUGCGGCGCCUGUGCCACCGAGGGGGAGAUACCGGUCGUCGUCUUCAGCAUCGCUCUACGGCGCACCUGCUCCAUCUUUAACACUCACUCCUGCGCAUACCCGUCGGAGACAAUCUUUUGCACGCGGCCCAGAGGAAAGCUCCGUGAAGCUUUACCAUCUGCAUAAGAAUGGAAAGUCGAAGCCAACCAAACUCUUUGUUCGCUCUGUGGGAGAGAGUGGCGAGCGGGUGAUGGUACGAGUGGGAGGUGGAUGGGCAGAUCUCGGUGAAUACCUGAGAGAAUAUGCUAUCCAUCAUGGACGACGACAUGUUUCUGAAACUCCUCGCGUCGAAGUUCAGGGACUCAAGUCUCAUGAAUCCACCCCUGGAAACAACAUGCUCACGCCAGCUCCGAGCAACGGCCGGAGAACGCCUUCGCGCCCUCGAUCCGUCAUUAGCAACCGACCUUCCUCAUCGCUCGCUGUCCGCAAAACCCGGCGGGCGUCCAACGUGUCUGAUGCGACGGAUUUCCGAACUCCCAGCUUCGGUGAGCCCACGAACCCAUCACACUCACCAAUGUCUACUCGACGACACUCCGUGUCUUCGAACAAUUCCGUUGGCACGAUCUCCUUUGCAAGUGAGGCCCAUUACGGCUCAUCAGCCCACUCACCCGCAACCACCAUCGCCGCUGGCAGCUCCCGCUCAACCCCACUGGGUCUUGCCGGACCCAAGCCACGAUCUCGUCAGAAGUCAAUGAGCCCUGAGAGCGAAGCAUGGGUCGAAGAUGUUCUAGGUCAAGCACGGCGGAGCUCUUUAAGGCCGAAGGGCAUGCCCCCUGCAGACAGGGAGACGACACCCGAUGUGCCGCCAGUCCCGGCUUUGCCAAAGGUUCGCAGUGUCAGUGAUAUGGGAUCUGCUGGUAAUAGCAGACGAGUCAUGCUCCGGGGACUUGACAGUCGUCGGAAUUCCAGGCAGGGAUAGCCUGCAUUCCUAUUCGUUUUUGAAUCUUUCUGUUUGAGUUUUUUGUUUGGUUUUUGUUAUUUGCAACUGGGUUGGCGUUUUUCAUUAUGGGUGUUUGUGUCAGGUUCACAGCCGAUAAAAGUAUUUGAUAUGGCAUGAGCGAGCACGGCGGACUGGUUUUCUUUUCUUUCUCUUCUGAUCAACAGCAUUAUUUUCAGCGAGCAUUGCAGCAUUGCGUUGCAUCAGCACCAGCCAUUUUCAUUCUUCUAUUCUUCGGAGCUUUAUUUUACAUUUUUGCAUUGGGUUCUCGUACCCUUGGAUGGCAUUUUGGUUUUGUUCUUUUUUACUGUUGUGUUUGAUUUUAGUUAGGUAGACAGAUAGAUACCCUCGAUUUGGCUUCGAUUGUGAUUGCAAUAUAUGG
Messenger RNA from Aspergillus glaucus CBS 516.65, 3925 nucleotides. Its product is annotated as GAS2 domain protein. The transcript has 2 exons. The record is from RefSeq and is a predicted model, not a curated record. The coding region runs from base 1 to 3525 and encodes 1174 amino acids. Gene Ontology annotation, molecular function: microtubule binding. Lineage: Eukaryota; Fungi; Ascomycota; Eurotiomycetes; Eurotiales; Aspergillaceae.